AUGGUCGACAGUGUGGUAGUAUGGCUGCAGGGAGACGACUCCACAGUUACCGCGGCAUUCGAUGAGUACGCGAAAUURCAGACCGAAGACGACGCGCUUCCCGUCGACAAGGAUUUGCAACCCUCAGGAAGAAAGCGAGCUUUCAUCAAAGCAGUGGUCCUGUCGUUGGCGUUGGCCACGGUGCAGAGGUUGUCCGGUGCCGGAGCCAUCAUACAGUACACUGCGAAACUUUUCUCCAUAUCCGGAUCAUCGGUGGCGCCGAACACAGCGUCGAUAAUAACCGGAAUUUUCCAGCUGACCGGUUCGGGCAUCACCAUUUUCCUCAUCGACCGGGUGGGCCGCCGAAUACUUUUACUCGUCUCGUCAUUUGUCGUGGUGGCGUGCUUGGCAAUGUUGACCCUGUACUUUUAUUUCUUGAACAAAGGCAUGCUGGAGGACUCGUUGAAAAUACUACCGAUAAUCAUAGUAUGCACGUUCAUCUCGUUCUUCAGGCUCGGUUUGGGACCGAUACCGUGGUUCAUAACCACCGAGCUGAUAGGAGCCGAUCACUCGAAUCGCGCCCAAUCGUACAUAGUCUCGUACUCGUGGAUAUUGUCGUUCGUAGUGAUGAAGACGUUUGUCAUGCUGGUCGACGAGUUUCCCGUAGCCUUGUGGCUUGUCUACACCGUCAUAUCGGUUUUCGGAUAUCUAUUCAUAUUGUUUUUCGUACCAGAGACCAACAACAAGAAUGCCGAUGAAAUCCGUCUAUCACUAGCGAAAACCUAUCACAUAAAUUCGUCCUGAUUAUAUUGUAUUAAUAAAAAAAUUACAUUAAAUUAAAUUUUUUUUAUAUAUUAUAAAUAUAUUUUUUUCUAUGAAUUCAUUAUUGUUCUAAAUAAUGCGUACAGAAAUUUACUUUUUUGUAAAUUAUUUAUGUUUACGUUAUUCUUUGUACUUUUUU
Messenger RNA from Diuraphis noxia (Russian wheat aphid), 940 nucleotides. RefSeq names its product facilitated trehalose transporter Tret1. The record is from RefSeq and is a predicted model, not a curated record. NCBI's taxonomy places the organism in Eukaryota, Metazoa, Arthropoda, Insecta, Hemiptera, Aphididae. Gene Ontology annotation, molecular function: transmembrane transporter activity. Gene Ontology annotation, biological process: transmembrane transport. Gene Ontology annotation, cellular component: membrane.